Gavialis gangeticus (Gharial) is the source of this 4245-nucleotide messenger RNA. It is a transcript of the gene KCTD18, whose product is annotated as potassium channel tetramerization domain containing 18. The coding region runs from base 295 to 1602 and encodes 435 amino acids. Gene Ontology annotation, molecular function: protein binding. Gene Ontology annotation, biological process: protein homooligomerization. The transcript has 6 exons. The record is from RefSeq and is a predicted model, not a curated record. NCBI's taxonomy places the organism in Eukaryota, Metazoa, Chordata, Crocodylia, Gavialidae.
GUUUUUUUUAAGAGCAAAUAAAAUAUCCCGUUUAUUAACACGGGUGCCAGGAUGCACCCAUUCCUUUUGUGCGCAACCUCUUCAGUUUUUAAGGCUGACAGAUAAACAUACUAUAUAGUUCUGAUUAGCUAUGUUACUACAAUACAAAAUUUGAGUCAUGGGGUCGAGUCUAUUCACUUCAAUUGUAUAAAAUGUGAUUCUGUGUUUUCUGCAUUUGAUUGCUUACUUAUUUUUACAAAUGUUUUACAGAUCGUUGUAGAGCACAGCCCUGUUCACAUCGCAUUUGCGAGUGCAAUGGAAGACGGCAACCCUGAAGAGGCGCUGGAUAUUCUUCGACUUAACGUUGGAGGUCAUGUGUUCGUGGCCCGGCGUGAGUCUCUGUGUCGCUUUAAGGACUCAAUGCUAGCAUCUAUGUUCAGUGGACGUUUUCCUCUAAAAAUGGAUGAAUCUGGGGCUUGUCUUAUUGAUCGAGAUGGAAACCUGUUUAAAUAUCUUUUAGAUUAUCUUCAUGGAGAAGUUCAUAUUCCUGAAGAUGAACAAACAUUAACUGCAUUGCAGGAAGAGGCAGAUUAUUUUGGCAUCCCUUAUCCUUACAGUCUGUCUGACCAUUUGGCCAAUGAAAUGGAGACAUAUUCUUUAAGGUCAAAUAUAGAACUUAAAAAGGCCUUGAUAGACUUCUGUGAUUCUUAUGGUUUAGUCUGCAUCAAGCCUACAGUUUGGGUUCUGCAUUAUCUCAACACCUCCGGAGCAAGCUGUGAGAGUAAGAUUAUUGGUGUGUAUGCCACAAAAGCUGAUGGAAUGGAUGCAAUUGAGAAGGAGCUGGGAGGAAAAAUUCAUAGUAAAAACAUUUAUAAAAGAGAAGCUGGAAAUAAUGUCCAAUACAUCUGGAGCUAUUAUUCAGUAGCUGAACUGAAAAAGAUGAUGGAUGCUUUUGAUGCCUGGGAAGGGAGAGGUGUCAGUUACUGGAGAGUGCCCCAGGAACUGAUAGAAUGCUGGACUCUGGAGGAACGCGCUUUGAAAGGAGCUCUACAUCAUAUGUCUCCUGUUCGCAAAAGACGACUAAUAGACUCUACAGAAGAAGAUGACAAUCUACCCUGUAAAGCAGGUCCUAAACGAAUUAGAUUUUCAGGUCCUUCAACAAGCACUCAGAUCAAAGUCAAGAACUCUGCUUCAUUAAAAUUAGUGGCCUAUGAUACUCCUUCACAUUCUGUUCUUAAACCAUGCAGCACUGAUAGUGUGUUACAACCCAGAACAGCACUAGAAACUGCACCUGCAACGUGCCGAAUAUUUACAAAUUCUCAGGCAUCUUGUGGAACUCAGAAUAUUGAAAAUGGAGCAACACGGCAAGCUGCUUCCAAGACGUCAUUGUCUAAGAAGCCUAUAUCAAAUCGAGUUGUAAAACUGAAGCGGACUCCACUAUGCAUUGUGUUACCAUCUCAAUCAUCUUCCUCUGUUUUGAAUAACACAAGUGAACAGGAGGUGCAGGCGGUUGGAAUUCCUGCAACUUCCAUGUCGCUAAGUAACAAAGAAUCAGUUAGAUCCACAGAGCAUCUAAAGCUCAAGAGUAAAAUGGAGAUUGAUAUAAUAGAUGAUAACAUUUAACUGCUAAAUUCUUGGAGCACAUUUCCUGGCAUGACUUUCUAACAGAAAAGCUUCUGACCAAGCUAUCAAGAAGCAAACAUAUGUCCUGGCUUAUAAUUUACUAGAAGAGCUGGUAGGAAAUUGAGAGAAAAAUAGUGUAAAUUUUAGAGAGAAAAGGUUUGGAAAGCAUGGUAAGUUGAGAGGAGUUUUCCUGGUCUAGUUCUUAAUGUUUUUGGAGAGGACUACAUUUUUUUUAAACCAGUUUUGUAGUACAUUGUCAUGGUAUUGUUCUUUUUAAAAAUGUACAGAUACAGAUAAACCAGACCUGGAUGUCCUACUUGAAAAUACAUCCCAGAUUAAAAAACAGCAUGAAGUCAUAGAUUUAAAAACAUUUUCAACUUGGGGAAAAACAGACUAUGGUCAUUAGUAAUACAGGAUCCACAUGCAGAUUAAAACUUAAUUUUAAACUCUCCAGGGGUAUAAAAUAUCAGGCCUUACAAAGGUAUCGAAGCCACAAAGAGUAAAUGCAUAAAUUAUGGCUUUACAGGGCUUUCAGCAGUUUUCAGAAGGCUAAAAGGAGUCAGCCUUGCAUGUAGAAUUAGAAAUUAUAAGGGGAACAAAGGCUUGUUUUGAAAGCAACAACCAAGAAAUAGAUGUAUAAAUUCCUUAGGGAGCAUGAUCCAUGUACUGCAAACAUCAGCCCAAGCUAGCUGAUUUUACAUGCUAUUUCUUUAGCAUUGUAGACCGUGCCUGGUGUCACAUUACUGCAGUCUACUGUGUCCUAUAAUUGCAGAAAGUCUCUUAGGCCUGACUCAGCCCUCCUUGCUUUGUUCUACCUUGUGUACCUUUGUGGAUGACCAGCUGUAAAUGAGCAAGGACAAUCCAAUCUCUACCUACAUUGAGGCAGUGUAGUAUUAGAGCCCUGCUUAGUGAAAACAGGUAAAUAAAAAAGUCAUCCAAGGGGGAGGGAUGAAGGACAGACGGGGCUGAAUUGCUCUUGAACAUUUAGAUCAAUAUUGUAUAAUGUUAACUUUUGUGUUCCAAGAACUGAGCCUCUAAAAGAAAACAAUAGGUAUAAAAUUUAGCAAUACUGCUGUUCUCUUGGGAUCAUCUUAUGUUUUGAAAGCUAGCUUCCAUCUUUAAUUGCCCAUGGUAGACACUUAUUGUUUAAUGAAAUUUUAGAUUUUAUAGAAAACAUGGUAUAAAGAUGCUAAAAUUGCUCAACUUGCCCUUUCCUUGCACAUAAAAAUUUUCCAUUGGUGCUAAAGGUCCAAACUAUUCCUAGAACGGAGUUAGAAUAAAAAUCAGUUUUAAAAAUAGAUAUUCCAUUUUGUGCAUUCUUUACUUCAUUCUCUAAUUGAAUUAAUAACUGAGGAAAUGUUAUAGAAAGAUAAAACAUCUUAAAGAGUGAUUCCCAUCUCAUCAUUUGAGGUGCUUUAAAAGGUUUAUAAAAACAUAAAUAAAGCUUGGCAAUAGUUUGGAUGCAUUUUACACAGAAAAAUGUUUAAGGAAAAAUCUUGUGGGAUUUUUUGUGCUGGCUUUAGUUCAUUAUUUUUGCUUUAGAUCUUCCCUGGUAGCAAAGGCGUGUUUUCCCCCCCCCCCCCAAGUAUUAUUUAUAAUAGCCUUUAAAAGUAGUUGUCUUGUUGUAACAUUGUACAGACUUCCUGUAAAAAAACGGCCCUAACUCAAGGGUUUAGAGAUUAUAUGUUGAAAAAGCUCAACAGGUAGGUGAAACAGUCAAGCAGACUACAGGCUGUCAGAAAAUAGAACAGGAAGAUUUUUUUAAAAUGGAUUAAUUCUAAUGCCCCAUUGACUCCAUUGGAAGUUGGAUCAAGCCCAUUGUUAAUGAACGACAUGCUUUCUUGUAACCAAACAAAUGCAUAUUUGCAGCCAACUUUGUAGAAUGGAAUAAGCACAAUAUUUCAUCAUUGUUACACCAAUGUGUGUAUUGUUGGUACGUUUCAUGGUUGAAUAAUUUUGAACAUUAAUUUUAGUUUAAUAUAUUAAUUAAUUCUGACAAUCUGUGAGAAAUGGGCCUAUUCAGGGGAAGAAGCAACAGCACCUAAUGGCCACCUGUAAGCAUUGCAGCCUGAAACCUGCUGGUUCAGAAAAGUUGUCAUUUUGGCAUAGGUCACAUGCUCUGCAUUUUGGAAUGGAGAGACAUUAAGCAGCAUUGCCACAAAUAAAAGAAUUUUCUCUCGAGUUUUUGCCCAUCUUUGGUUUCCCACCUUCCUUUUAAGUGCAGCAAAUGACCUGGGGUCUUGGAAGUCUGCUGUAGUUUUUUUAAAAUCAAAUUAUUCUGUUUUGGCAAAGGGAAUCCUAUAUGGUAUGGUAUGGUAUAUCUGCUUCCAGAAACCUUGCCACAGAUACAUUGUACAUGCUGGAUAACUUGAAAGAUUGGGGGAAAUUUUAUAUGAACUACAAUUCUUCAGCUGGAUUUGAUACAAGUUUCCUCAUAGCCUGUUUAGUAAUCGGCUUAUUUUUAUAUUAAUAAAAUUUUCCCUCUUAUUAAAAAGAAAUUAUUCAGUGAGAAAGUAACCCCAGUUUAACUAUGUUACGCCGACUACUAAUGUCAAAUGCAGUGAUGUAUGAAAUAUAUGUGCCUGGUUAGCUGAUGAAUUAAACAAUACAUUCAUCAUUCUAAUUAACAUUCUCUAUUCACUC